AUGUCUGAGUUUGGUAACUACGGUGCGUAUGGGGAUGGGGGAUUCCAGAACCCACAAGAUAUGGAUGGAGGAGGUGGCUUCAAUUCUGAAGUAAAUGGAUCCCAAAAGCAACAACUUAGAUCUAGUCUCACUCCUGUCACUAUUAAACAAAUAAAUGAAGCAACGCAGCCUGUUCCAGAUGGCGAAUUUAAGAUCCAUAAUGUUGAGCUUAACUUCAUCUCUUUUAUUGGCGUUGUUCGUAAGGUCGACAACAACACUUCCGCUGUUAUCAUUAGUGUGGAGGAUGGCACGGGUACUAUCGAUGUGCGAAAAUGGGUCGAUGAACAAUCUACCAGUGCAAGUGAAGAGUCAGAAAAGUAUGAAAAAGAAUUAAAUAAAUAUGUCUUCAUAUGUGGGGCUUUAAAAGAGUUUAAUGGGAAAAAAAAUAUUCAGCACGCAACAAUUAGGCCAGUUGUCGAUAGCAAUGAGAUUUUAUAUCAUAACUUGAGCGCUAUCGCGUGUCACUUGAAAGCACAUGGUGUUACAGCUAAAAGCAAGGUAGAUGACAAGAAGGAAAACUUAUUUGUGAAGGAUUCUAAUGGCAUGGAGUUACCAAAAUCGAUGAGUGACAAAGUCUAUGAUGUACUCAAAGAAUAUUCCGGUACAAUGCCAGAAGGCGUUCCUUGUCAAUUGAUUGCUCAGAAGCUCAACAUAACAGACGAUGUUGCUCUUAAUAUUUGCUCUGAACUUAGUGAUGGGGGAAAAGUUUACAGCGGUUAUGAUGACACUUCUUUUUUAUGUUUUUAA
Molecule: messenger RNA, 786 nt
Organism: Priceomyces carsonii
Lineage: Eukaryota; Fungi; Ascomycota; Pichiomycetes; Serinales; Debaryomycetaceae
Gene: RFA2
Product: Rfa2p
Exons: 1
Coding region: 1-786 (261 amino acids)
Biological process (GO): DNA replication; double-strand break repair via homologous recombination; nucleotide-excision repair
Cellular component (GO): nucleus; chromosome, telomeric region; site of double-strand break
Molecular function (GO): single-stranded DNA binding
Source: RefSeq, a predicted model, not a curated record